AUGUCGAACAGGCUGACCUUUGAUUUACAGGAGGUACCACCAAGAGAGGGACUUCUCAAGAGUCAAGACAAGCCUACCUCUCCCAUAACCACCGUGCUAGCACUCCAGUCGCCGGUCAACGUGAAUCCUCCCUUAAUUGCGGCAAGGACGAAACACUCUCGCAUCUCGGCCGAUCCUACUACUCGUGUUGCUUCCGGCGAAAAUCCGACCCCACGUACCUAUCCUCCCUUGAAUGCGGCCCUCCCCCCAGAGAGUAUCCCUCAGCCGGUCGACACCCAUGGCGCGUCUCAAGAGAAAGAAACCUAUGACAUCGUGGAGAGACUGAAAGACAAGAACACCGUCGAGAAGGCCGUAUACGGCCUGGUUCCCAGUGUGUCAUUUGACAAGCUCAAGGAACGGGUGGAGAGGACAUGUGAGUUCAAUGCCAACUACAGAGCACAAGUCAACUCCGGGAGUCUCGCCAGACCCGACAUCCAACAAGCCAACACUGCCGUCGGUGCCAUCAGAGUCGAUUUCCUCCAUCCGAUGAUGGCCUAUCGCUCACCCGACUUCCCUGCGGUCCCCCCGGUGCAGCCAGCAUUUGGACACACAGUACAGCAAGCAUACGGCGACGGCCACCUCAGCUGUGGCAACGAGGCCCCGAUUAACGAAGAGGGUGAGGUAUUGGCGGACAUAGUUGACCCAGGCGUGGGUAAGCCACGCCACGACACCGACUGCGGCCCGGCCAACAUUGUAUAG
This is a messenger RNA of Cladophialophora immunda, 738 nucleotides long. RefSeq lists its product as uncharacterized. Lineage: Eukaryota; Fungi; Ascomycota; Eurotiomycetes; Chaetothyriales; Herpotrichiellaceae. The coding region runs from base 1 to 738 and encodes 245 amino acids. The transcript has 3 exons. The record is from RefSeq and is a predicted model, not a curated record.